AUGUGGAGAAACGAUAUUCGCGUUGUGGUUGGCAUAGAUUUCGGAACUACUUAUUCGGGUUUUACUUAUAGUCAUCUUUCAGAUGAAAAUGAAAAGGUCCAUAUAAACGAGCAAUGGCAUGGGAUGAAGGGGAAAUUCAAAACUAACACGACACUUCAAUAUGACGAUGAAUUGAAAAACGUUGUAUUAUGGGGUAAUCCAGCCUUAUGUAAAAAGCCGAGUAGGAGGAAUAAUAAUGAAAAGAAACCUGUGGAACUGUUUAAAUUGCAUUUAGGCAAUUGUUUAAACAAACCGGAAUUAACCGUACCUUACAAAAAGGCGAUUACCGAUUACCUUGAUGAAUUGGGAAAGUUGAUCGAAGAAACUGUUACGAAAAAAUGGACCUACAUUGACUUCAUGAAAAAUGUUCUUUUGGUUGUUACCGUACCAGCCGAAUAUUCAGAAAAUGAUAAGCUUACGAUGAGAGAAUGUAUAUUUAACGCAGGAUUGAUUGAAAAUUUAUCUUCGGAAAAGUUACAAUUUACAACUGAACCUGAAGCCGCAGCAAUCUAUUGUAUGAAUGAUUGUUUAAAGGAACACAACCUUACAGCUCCAGGAACAAUUUUCAUGAUUGCCGACUGUGGCGGUGGCACGGUGGAUCUAACAACUCGUAAAUUAUUGGGAGAGAACCAAUUGGGAGAAGUCACUGAGCGAGCAGGAGACUUUUGCGGAAGCACAUUUAUUGAUAAAGAAUUCGUUAAUCUACUUAAAAGAGAAGUUGGAAGUUCAGCCGUAACAUUGUUCGAAAAGAAGCAUUACGGUCAAAUGCAACAUUUGAUUCAAGAUUUUUGUCGACGGGCAAAGUUACCAUUCUCUGAUGAUAAUCCGAAUUUCAUUUAUGAAUUGGAUUUUGAAGAACUGGCUCCUUCAUUGAAACAAUAUGUUACUGGUAGAGAGAAGAACAGUUUGGAAAAAAUUAAUUGGAUGAUUGAAAUUGAUUUUGGACGCAUGAAAUCCAUGUUUGAUCCUAUCGUUAACAGGAUCGUCGAAAUGAUUGACACACAAUUAAAUAAUUCAUCAGGAAAAUGUUCGGCAAUCUUCCUAGUUGGAGGUUUUAGCCAAUCAAAUUAUUUACAAAAAGCAAUCAAGGACAAAUUUAGCCAUAAGGUAGAAAAUAUCUCGGUUCCGACACGACCUAUUGCGGCGGUUGUAUAUGGCGCAGCAUUGUAUGGAAGAAGUUUAAACGACGUGGAAGACUUGACGGAUCUGAGUAAAUCAAAACGUAUCAUCGUGACUCGCGUAUUGAAUCGUACGUUCGGAGUCUUGGUAUCUCCUAAAUGGAAACUCGGAGAUCCUCCAGACCGAAUGACCAUUGGUGGAAGGAUUGAUAAAUUUUGCCUUCUCGCGAAACGUGGGACUGAAGUUACAAUUAAUGAAAAGUUCACGGAAACAAUGGUUCCUGUUUUUUCAUUUCAAACGAAUAUUUGUUUUGAAAUUUAUUACACAACAAAAAGUGAAGCCGUUUAUUGUGAUGAGCCUGGCAUGAAAUUGCUUGGGAAAUUGCUUAUUGAACUUCCCGACGUAGAAUUAGGAACAUAUAGACCCGUUACGUUUAACUUAUCAUUUGGUGCAAUAGAAGUUAAAGCUAGUGCUUACAACAAAACAAAUGGUCAAAAUUACGAAUCCGUAUUCCAAUUAAAUGAAAGAUUUUCUGAUCCUCUCGAUGAUAACGAAUAG
Molecule: messenger RNA, 1716 nt
Organism: Funneliformis mosseae
Lineage: Eukaryota; Fungi; Glomeromycota; Glomeromycetes; Glomerales; Glomeraceae
Source: the annotation of a GenBank genome assembly